This is a messenger RNA of Octopus sinensis (East Asian common octopus), 1189 nucleotides long. RefSeq lists its product as uncharacterized. The record is from RefSeq and is a predicted model, not a curated record. Bases 76 to 867 code for a protein of 263 amino acids. Gene Ontology annotation, molecular function: calcium ion binding. The transcript has 6 exons. Lineage: Eukaryota; Metazoa; Mollusca; Cephalopoda; Octopoda; Octopodidae.
CACACACACAUAUAAACCCUUAUAUUAUUAAUACCUUUCAUAAAAGACUCCAUACCAGGAACGUACAUUGAUAAUAUGACAGGACGAUCAAAGAAGAAGACGAAGAAAGUAAAGAAGAAAAAGAAAUCAAAUGAAGAGAAGCUGGAGAAAGAAGUUGAAAAGAUGAGGUCGAACGAAGAAUUAGUGGAAAGCAUCGUGUACCGUGUGAAUCGAUGGCUAGCUGUGAACUCCAACUCUGUCACGGAGUUGUUUAGUAGUUAUGACACAGAUGAUGAAGGACUUGUUACCUACAAACAGUUUAAGGCAGGAAUGACUGAUCUCAAGAUCCCGUGUAAUUCGGCCGAACUUCAUCUGAUAACGCUGCUUCUUGAUAAGAACUUCACCCAAACAAUCAGCUAUGUCAACUUGACAAAACAAAUCUCCACAAACGGAUCGGGAGAGGAAUAUAACUGUAAAGGGUACUGUUCCCUGUGUGGAAAAGGAAUGGAUGAUCCGAACAUUAACAGGAAACUGGUACCAAGAAAAAGAUAUGUCCUGUUGGAUCUGCGACUGGCCUCUUUCAGCCAACUCAAAGAACCGUUCAUCAAUUUCUUCCUCGUUGUCUCGUCUGACACUUAUAUUUCACAAAUCAUUCACAAAAUCCUCGCCCACACAGCCAUCUGCACCACCAAAAUGGCGCUGUUCCGACAGAAAACCUGCACCAAAAGCUCUCUUCUACCAGAACAGACAACGCUUGAAGAAUGUGCUUACCAUGGCUACUGUAAGCAACAUCCACAAGAAGUCGCCUUGUUCUACGACUUCUGCGAAGACUUCACCGAUUGUCCACUCCUGAUGGCAGACUAUUAUUUUACCAAAAACUACACCUGAAGACACGUGAUAUCGUUCCCAACACAAGCUUUGAAUUUAUUUAUUUAUUUAUUCAGUUCAUAUUUCGACGCCUCCGUGAGAAGAUGAAGAGUAGAGUCCGGGACUCUCUUUCCAGGACUCUUGAGAAAAGGAGACAGUUGUUCUUAGAUUGAGACCUUGCUUGAAUGCUAAUAACAAAGAGAGACUCUGCUAAAAAACAUCCAAGAGUUUCAUGAUUGUUUCCAAUUUUGGCAGUCAUUCUGCAUUUGGUGUUAUGGCCUCUUUCAUUAUUUUGCUUUUUUAAUUUUUAAUUUCUUAAAUGGCUGCCCUGGUGGCAAAAUUU